Molecule: messenger RNA, 4449 nt
Organism: Beta vulgaris subsp. vulgaris (sugar beet)
Lineage: Eukaryota; Viridiplantae; Streptophyta; Magnoliopsida; Caryophyllales; Amaranthaceae
Product: protein STICHEL-like 4
Exons: 8
Coding region: 771-4238 (1155 amino acids)
Biological process (GO): DNA-templated DNA replication; DNA repair
Cellular component (GO): DNA replication factor C complex; nucleus; DNA polymerase III complex
Molecular function (GO): ATP hydrolysis activity; DNA-directed DNA polymerase activity; DNA binding
Source: RefSeq, a predicted model, not a curated record
AUCCAUCUCUUGUUGUUGUUUCUCUAGUCUCCACUCUCAAGUCUCAGCUACUACUUUGUUAGUUGUUUACCUUCAUUUUCUCUCUCCUCAAACAUCUCUUUAUCAUUAUCAGUGACACCACCCACCGUCGUUUUCUUUGAAAGAAACCCUUGUCAACAAAACACAGUUCAUGUGAAACUUAGUAGUAGUAUAUCAAAGAGAUCUAAUGUAUUAUAUAUGUGCCAUCACUUUUUAUUAUUAUUUGAGGUGGAACCAACAUUGUUUUUAAUAAAAGGCCCACUUUGCUUCUGAUUCAGCAUUUCAUUGUGUUUGAUUUGAUGUGUGAGGACCAGGCUGAAGAAAUUUUUUGUGGGUUUUCCCUGCUGAGCUGUUUCUGAUAAGUUUUGGACCGUUGGUGCCUAAUUUAGUCAGUUUUGGGUUUUUCUUAUUUGUUGCUAAAAAUGUUGUCUUGUUGAUAGUAGUGUAUGUUUAUUUGGGUAAAUUUUUGAAAAUUUAUGAUUUGUUUUAUGCAAGGGAGUUGAUCAUAAUUGUAGGUUUGGGUGGAUUAAUGGAUAUGUCAUUAAUUGGAUGGAGUGAUUGAACUUGGAAGUGGGGUUCAGAAAUGUGUUGGUAUUACUGGGGUGGAAUAGGUGGGUGGCAAUUGCUUUGCUUUGAGUGAUAACUGAAGCAGAUUUUGGGGUAGUGUUGGAUUUAAGGAAAAUGUGGCACUUAUGGAUUUCUUCUCUUAAUUUGGAAAUCUUUUGGGAUCUUGGGUGAUUAUUAUUUUGAUCAUGACUAGGGCUGUUCGCAAUAGGAUUCUCAAAGAUGCCAAUGGUGAUAUUAGUGACCAUCUGCGCAACCACAUACAUUUGACAAACUGUAUUCAUUUGAAAAAUCACAUGCAUAAGCAUAGUCCGAUGUUGCAUGAUAGGUCCCUUAUGAGGGACCUUAUUGUGCUUCAAAGGUCUCGUUCGCUUAGGGAUCCUUCGGCUAGCCCCCCACCAUGGCAUUCUCCUGUCAUAGCUGAUCUGUUGUCCAAAGAUGGGGAGCUGUUUGAGAAUGGAAGACGAUCGACUGGUGAGCAUUCAAAGGAUGGAGGAAGGUUAUCUCGCUGUUCCCCACCUCUUGAGAGUCCUGAGGUUGGGGAGACUAAUUACCAAGCAGCAUUAGGCAGUGAGUAUAGUAGCAAGAGCGGAGCACGGGAUGUUAGAAGGGAUAGAGAGAAAGAAUCCAGCUGUAAGAGUGACCUGUCUGGUGGUUACCAGGGGACUCGUCCUUAUGAGAACGGAAAAGAGUUGUCCCAAGGGGUUUCUGGAAAUUCUGACCGGAAAAGUAGAAAGAGCACUCCAACAGGGAAAUGCAGCCAAGAGGGUCGCCCCAAUCUGUCACAACAGUUGCAUGAGAUGACAAUGGAUAGUGAUGGUGUACACUCUUCUAACAAACAUCGUAAUGGGAGGAAUUCAAAAUCGGAAAAGGUUUUGGAAGAAGCGGAACCUAGCGUUCGUGGUACCUGCAGUGGUUUUAAUAAUGUGAGGAGGCGUAAGUUUCGGAGACUAAAAAGAACACCAGGUGCCAAUGCACCGAGGGAUACCAGGGCUCAAAAGGAUAUAUCCGUGGCUUCAAAUUCAUCAGUAAAGGGUGUGGUGCAGCAGAGGCAUCCAAUGCAAGAGGGAGAAGAGGAAGUAGGUGAGCAUAAUGUUUCGAGGGCUCCACGAAAUGGAUGUGGGAUACCCUUUAAUUGGUCAAGGAUUCAUCACAGGGGUAAGUCAUUUCUUGAUAUGGCUGGUAGAAGUUUAUCAUGUGGUCUGUCUGAUCCAAGGUUAAAAAGAGGUGAUCAAAUGCCCCAAGGACGAGAUGCUUCUGAUUUUCCUGCAGUGUCAGAGCAGUCGAGCUCAUCUAGUAAAUCGAAUGGUGAGGCUUUGCCUUUACUGGUUGAAGGAUCUGGAUCACUGAGCUCGGAUAAUGCUGCUUGGACCCAUGAUUACUCUGGUGAGCUUGGCAUAUUUGCUGAUAGCCUUUUGAAGAAUGGAAUUGAAUCUGACCUUGAUUCUGAAGCUAGGUCUGGUAACCAACGCAAGUUGAGAGGGGGACGCGCUGCUAGACAUCAGAGCUUGACGCAGAGAUACAUGCCAAGAACUUUCAGAGAUUUGGUUGGCCAGAACCUGGUUGCACAGGCUCUUUCUAAUGCCAUUGUUCGGAAGAAGGUGGGUUUGUUGUAUGUCUUCUAUGGGCCUCAUGGAACAGGGAAAACAUCCUCUGCACGUAUAUUUGCAAGAGCUUUGAAUUGCCAGUCGCCUGAACAUCCCAAACCCUGCGGCUAUUGUGGUUCUUGCAUUGCGCAUGAUAUGGGUAAAAGUAGAAGUAUUAAAGAAGUUGGUCCUGUGAGUAAUUUCGACUUUGAGAGCAUUAUGGAUUUGCUUGAGAGUAUGAUGUUGUCUCAGCAGGCAUCUCAGUACAGAGUAUUCAUAUUUGAUGAUUGUGAUACGCUUUCCCAUGAUUGCUGGAGUGCAAUAUCCAAAGUCAUUGAUCGAGCACCUAGGCGUGUUGUUUUUGUCCUCAUUUGUUCGAGUCUGGAUGUUUUACCCCAUAUAAUAAUUACCAGGUGCCAGAAGUUUUUCUUUCCCAAAUUGAAAGAUGCAGAUAUUAUAUAUGCUUUACAGUGGAUUGCUACCAAAGAAGGUCUAGACAUCGAUAGGGAUGCACUGAAGCUUGUUGCAUCCAGGUCAGAUGGUUCUUUGAGAGACGCAGAGAUGACGCUCGAGCAAUUAAGCUUAUUGGGGCAGAGAAUCUCAGUGACUUUGGUUCAGGAAUUGGUUGGUCUGAUAUCUGACGAGAAGUUGGUAGAUCUACUUGACUUUGCUCUGUCUGCAGACACAGUUAAUACAGUCAAGAACCUGAGAGAAAUCAUGGAAAGUGGUGUCGAGCCAUUGGCUUUGAUGUCCCAACUGGCUACUGUUAUAACUGAUGUACUAGCUGGUACAUACAACUUCAAACAAGAAAGACGUAGAAGGAAAUUUUUUCGGCGACAACCAUUGUCCAAGGAAGAUAUGGAAAAACUUCGUCAAGCAUUAAAAACUCUUUCAGAAGCUGAGAAGCAGCUAAGAAUGUCUAAUGAUAAACUGACUUGGCUAACGGCCGCAUUGCUUCAACUUGCUCCGGAUCAACAGUAUAUGUUGCCCAGUUCCUCUGCAGAAGACACGAGUUUCAAUCACAGUCCAUUUCCCCAGAAUGAUGGGAGGGCUGUAACCAGAAAAGGUGGCAUGGAGCGGGCCAUAGUAUACAAUAAUGGGAGACGUUUGUCUACAGAUGGUGGUAUGGAAAAGCAUCUUGAAGGAAGCCCUGGUGGUACUCAUGAUGGUAGCAAGGUAUCAGGCAACAGAAGGCAAGGUGUUAGGAAUGCUUCUCAGGCAAAUUCCGCAUAUGAUGAUGCUAUGGGCGUAAAUGGGAAGCGAGGUAAAGGUCAUACGGAGAUUGAAGACAUCUGGUUGGAGGUGCUAGGGAAUAUCCAAAUUAGUUGCAUAAAAGAGUUCAUGUAUCAAGAAGGAAAGUUGAUCUCUGUCAGUUAUGGUGCAGCUCCAACUGUGCAAAUGAUGUUCAGUUCACCUCAGACCAAAUCCAAGGCAGAGAAAUUGAGGGCUUAUAUUCUGCAAGCAUUUGAAUCUGUACUUGGGUCCCCAGUUACCAUUGAUAUAAGAUCUGAAUCAAGAAUAGAUGUAAGAUCAGGGGGUCAUGCAUCACUGGUGUUGCCACCAUCUCAAGAUGUAUAUGGUGGUUCUAGCAGAAUGAUUUCACAAAACAGGGUUAAUUCUGGGACUAGUGAAAUUGUCGAACUAGCGGGCUCUCCAAGGGAGCAAAAGUUUAGUGACCAUAUUGAUAUUCAUGGGCAAUCAGAUAAUAGAAAUCUUCGAAGUACUCAACAUCCUGACUCAUCAGUUUUACCUGAAAGGGGAAGAUUUGGGGAGCAAAAUCAGUGUAGGAGCCUGGUAAGAGGCAAAGUCUCUCUUGCCCAUGUCAUUCAGCAGGCAGAAGGAUCCACGCAACGCAGUGCAUGGACAAAACGCAAGGCUGUAUCUAUUGCUGAAAAACUGGAGCAAGAGAACUUGAGGCUGGAACCUAGAUCGAGAAGCUUGUUAUGUUGGAAAACAUCUCGAACGACACGGCGGAAGCUAUCACGAUUGAAGAUUCGGGCUCGAAGACCUCAUUCAUUGCUGAAGCUUGUAUCGUGUGGAAAGUGUCUCUCCUCUACGUCGCCGAGAUAAAUGUUAUGGCUGUUGAGGCUUCCCUGUCCAUCUCAUUGUAUUUCUAGAUUAGUUUAUCUGUUUUCUUGCAAUUAUAAUUUCAAUUGUACCACUUAGAUAGGCUCGUAAUAAACGGCUAGGCAAAUAGGGUAGAGCAGUUGUAUCUUUGUUACCUUCAUUCAUGGCUACGGAAAUCAAUUUUAUGCUAUAGUUCCAGUUCAAGUUUUACCCA